Molecule: messenger RNA, 3405 nt
Organism: Armigeres subalbatus
Lineage: Eukaryota; Metazoa; Arthropoda; Insecta; Diptera; Culicidae
Exons: 1
Coding region: 1-3405 (1134 amino acids)
Molecular function (GO): nucleic acid binding; zinc ion binding
Source: RefSeq, a predicted model, not a curated record
AUGGGUGGAAAGAAGCUGAAGGCCAUGAUUCACGUUAGGGACAGCGUCGUGGAUUUCCUAACCCGAGCAGAGAAGUUCCUGAAAACCACGCAGGCAGUGGAUGAGAACCAAAUACGGUUUCGGCUAGAGAAGUUGGAGGCCAAAUGGGAGGAAUUUGAGGGAAUUCAAGCAGACAUCGAAUCAGCGGAGGACUAUGAGGACAACCUCGAGAUGCAUCAUCAAGUCAGGGCGAGUUUCGAGGAAAAAUAUUUCGAGGUAAGGGCAGGGUUGGUUGGCAAGUUACCGCAACAGACGCAAACUCAAUCGUCACAAGGGUCUUCUUUCGUUCCUCAUUUGCAAUCGACUAACGUAAAUGCUUACGUACGACUUCCUCAAAUAAACCUUCCUGAAUUUGAUGGAAGUUUUGAAAAAUGGCUACCUUUCCACGACACAUUCAAGGCCCUGAUUGAUUCCGCCCCGGAGUUGAGUGGUAUCCAAAAAUUCCACUACUUGAGGGCUUCUCUGAGGGGUGAAGCGUUGAAUUUGAUCGAUUCUUAUCCGAUGAGCGAGGCAAAUUACGUGGUUGCGUGGAACGGUUUGGUUGCACGGUUCUCCAAUGGCUACUUGUUGAAAAAACGGCAUUUGAAUGCGAUGUUUGAGUUCCCGAAAAUUCGGAAAGAGUCCGCUACAUGCAUCCACGAUGUCAUCGACUGCUUCGAACGUAACACCAAAAUCUUGGACCAGUUAGGAGAGCAAACCACCGGCUGGGGUGCGAUGCUAACGCAUCUGAUGGUAUCGAAGUUGGAUGAGUCUACACAGAAGCGCUGGGAAGAACAUGUGUCAGACGAGGUCGAGCCAUCUUUCGUCGUCCUGGUGGAGUUUCUAAAAAGGCAAACAAGGGUUCUUGACGCUGUGCUAGUCGACCAAAAGGUACCUCUUACUCAAGCUCAAUAUCCCUCAAUCGGACUGAAGUCACGUCCUUCGAAGAUCUCGGUCAACUCGGCGACCGAGCGGAAACCUUCAAACUGCGUUUCAUGCGGAGAGCAGCAUUUUAUCUCGCAAUGUUCCUCCUUCACUCAACUUCCGGUUGACCAACGGCUGCAUCUGACCAAUUCUAAAAGGUUGUGCAGCAACUGCUUGGGUCGAAAUCAUCUAGCGCGUGAUUGUCCCUCCAAAUACAGGUGCAGAACUUGCUCCAAGAAGCAUCAUACCUUACUACAUCCGGGGUUCCCUGGUUCAGGUUCUACUUCCAGUCCUGUUUCGGAAGCUUCAAGGAUUCAGGGACAGACUUCAACUGCUUUGGAAGGUACGAAUUCCGGAGGGUCGAUUACUAGUUCUGUGGCAUCCGUUUCAACAAACGCAGCAGUUGGGCAUCCGGGAAACCACGUCUUCUUGCAGACGGUGUUGCUCAAGAUCAAGGAUAACUGGGGUAGGACUCAUCUUGCGCGUGGCUUGCUGGAUUCUGGAUCACAAGCAAACUUAAUGUCGGAGAGACUCUGUCAGCUACUAAAGCUUCCACGGCGCGCUAAACGGGUGGAAAUUCAUGGUAUUGGUCAAGCGCGAAGGACAACGACACACGAGGUAUCAUCUUUCAUUUCGUCACGUAUUCGGAACUUUUCAACGUCAAUGGACUUUCUGGUACUGGGGCAGGUCACAGCUGAUCAGCCAUUCUCUUCUCUUCCACUGACAAAUUGGGCACCGCCAUCCGGCAUGCAAUUGGCAGAUCCCGAAUUCAACGUGUCAGGACCGAUAGAUCUGGUACUUGGGUCGCAAUACUUCUACGAUUUCCAUAUACUCGAUGGUGGCCGGAUUCAAAUUCGCAAGCUCGACAGUGCUCUUCCAGCUUUCGUCAAUACCGUCUUUGGUUGGGUAGCUGCUGGAGAAUCCGAAUGGCCUGAAAACAAAACGGUGGUUAAUUGUCAUCUAGCAACUACAGAAACUCUCGACUCGACAAUGCAGAAAUUUUGGGCGAUCGAAGAGAUGAUGGAAAAACCAAUACGAUCCCAAGAGGAAGAAGACUGCGAGCAACACUUCCAAGCAACAAUCGAUCGUGACUCUACCGGUCGAUACAUAGCACAGUAUCCGAAGAAGAUUGGUUUCCACGAGAAAAUUGGCGAUUCUAGGAACACGGCUUUGCGACGAUUCGAUCAACUGGAGAGGAGGUUAGGAAAGGAUCCAAAUUUGCAUCAACAGUAUAGCGAUUUUCUUCAAGAGUACCUCGAUAUGGGCCACAUGAAACUUAUCGGGACAUUGCAAGAUAUAAAGGAUGAAGGACGAACCGUUUGUUACCUCCCCCACCAUCCCGUCUUUAAAGAGACCAGUUCAACAACAAAGGUCAGGGUGGUAUUCGAUGGUUCCGCAAAGACAAGUACUGGUUCAUCGCUCAAUGAUUCGCUCCUCACAGGUCCGGUCAUCCAAGACGACUUGUUGGACCUCAUGAUCCGAUUUCGCAAGCACACCGUAGCAUUGGUGGCGGAUGUGGCUAAAAUGUAUCGCCAAGUGCGUAUUCAUCCAGACGAUACACCCCUCCAACGUAUUUUGUGGCGGUCUGCGCCAACCAGUCCAAUUCAAAUUUUCGAGCUGCAAACCGUUACGUACGGCUUAUCUCCGUCGUCGUUUAUUGCCACGCGUGUACUAAAACAGCUCGCAUCUAAUGUUGGUAGCAAAUAUGAUCACGCUGGCACAGUGGUGUCGAAUGACUUUUAUAUGGAUGAUUUUCUCUCAGGAGCAGAUACGGUAGAAGAGGCAAAAAGGUUGAGAAAUGAUGUACAGUCUCUCAUGGCAGAGGGAGGGUUUGAACUGCGGAAAUGGAGCUCAAAUUCUUCAGAUGUGUUGAGUGGCUUGCCUCCUGAUGCACUUGAGGAUCAAUCGACGCUUUAUCUUGAUGCAGAGCAGAAGGUGAAGACGCUAGGAGUGGCAUGGGAGACGGGAACGGACUGUUUACGCGUCGACAUACCUACACUAAGGGAGGAAGAGCACUGGACGAAGAGACUAAUCUUUUCAACGAUCGCUCAACUGUACGACCCUCUCGGAUUAGUUUCUCCGGUUGUGGCAUGGGCGAAAAUACAGAUGCAACAUCUUUGGUUGGUGUCUGUUGACUGGGACGAUAAGAUCCCAUACGAGAUUUGUGGAAAUUGGGAGAAUUUCUAUGAGCAGCUUCCACUGCUGCAAAGCUUCAAGGUCCCACGUUGCGUUUUCGUCCCACAAUCAACAAAUUCCCACUUCCAUGUAUUCUGCGAUGCAUCGGAAGCCGGAUACGGGUCGUGCAUCUACGCGCGAUCUACCAAUGGGGAAGGUGAACACAUCUUGCAGCUAAUCGCUUCCAAAUCGCGGGUAGCACCAAUCAAACGGCUCAGUUUGCCACGUCUCGAGCUGUGUGCAGCAUUAUUAGGGGCAAACUCUACGCCAGGGUCUCCGCAGCAUUAA